AUGCUUCAAAAACGGCUUCGGGUCAACAAGGCCGUUCGGACGGUCAGUCGGGACUUUCGGCCGAGAUUCAGGUCGUGUUCGGCCUUAGGUACGGUCAGAAUGAUCGUGGCCGGGUGGUUGUGCGUUCGGUCGUCCGGAUUGGCUGGGUGGUUAAGUUUGGUUGUUGUCGUUGGGAUUAGCUGGGCGGUCGUCGGCCUUCAGUACGGUCGGGUCGAUCAUGGGAUGAUGGGUUCCUGCUCGGACGGUGCGGUCGUGCGGAUAUGCGGAUCGUGGGAUGCGGGACGGUAG
Molecule: messenger RNA, 288 nt
Organism: Microthlaspi erraticum
Lineage: Eukaryota; Viridiplantae; Streptophyta; Magnoliopsida; Brassicales; Brassicaceae
Source: the annotation of a GenBank genome assembly